Messenger RNA from Homalodisca vitripennis (glassy-winged sharpshooter), 10335 nucleotides. Its product is annotated as maternal protein tudor-like. The record is from RefSeq and is a predicted model, not a curated record. Lineage: Eukaryota; Metazoa; Arthropoda; Insecta; Hemiptera; Cicadellidae.
GAAACCAUCAGUGGAAUGUAGAGAAGUGAGGUGAGGAAUGGUUUGCUUUUAUCACUUGAAGUGAAAAUGUGACCUUUGUGAUCAAAUACUUGGUGCCAAUUCGUGUUUCUUGUAUGAUACAAUGAUACGUUAUUAGAACAUUGAAAAUGAAAUAAUCCGAUUUUAUUUAUUGUUGUUAUCGUGUAAUUAUAGGUAUUACCUUAGUUAUCUACGAAAAUGGCGGUUGCUCCCUCACAUGUUGAGGCUCACAUUACUCAUGUAGACAAAGAUGGGUCAUUAAUUAAAGUAUAUGCUCAAACGGAUAAAAUUAAUUAUUGUUACAUUGAGAAGCUUUUAUAUCAACUACGAAGUGUAUUUGAAAACAAUUCUGAUCUGAAGCCGAAAACAUCCAGUGAUAUUCAGGUCGGUGUAGUUUGCUUUGCCAAAUUUGAAGAUGACACUUACUACAGAGCUAAAAUUGAAAGUAUACAAAAUGUGCAACAGUAUAUGGUAACAGUUGUUUUUAUAGAUCAUGGCAACAAAGCUGAAGUGCAUGUCAAAGACAUAAGGCUAAUGUCAAAAGUAAUGAACCUGAUCGCAAAUAAGAAGUUAUUUCAAGAUAUUUUAUUAUUGCCAGGUCUAGCAAAUGAUUAUUAUUUGUAUGGAAUCACAACAAGAGAAAAAGAAUGGGAUGAAUAUUCCUUAGAUUACUUGAGGAAAAGAUUGUGUAAUACUGAUUUAACGUGUACUGUUUAUGAGAAUGAAUGGGGUAGAAUUAUAAGAAUUGUUCAAGAAGAAAAAGAUCCCAGUGCAUAUCUAACGAAGAUGAGUAAAGCACAUAGUAUUCCAUUACACGUCCAAGAAGCCCUUAUUAGACAAAUUAGUCAGAAAAAAGCUAUUCCUGUGCCAGAAUUCAAUGUAACACUUCCACCCCCUCAAUUAUUAAUGCAACAACCACCUCCUGCAAGAUUGCCAAAUAUGAGUCAACCUCCUCCUGGAAUUAGAAUGGGAUCAGAUAUAAACUCUUUCUCAAGUGGCCAAUCUUCAUCUUUGUCUAGCAGAUAUCCAACCAUAAAUUCAAGUAUAAGACCUGGAAUACCAGGAAUGACAGUAAGAAGACCUGAAGUUCCAGCUGUACCACCUCCGCCUGUCCAUUCUCUCCAAUUUUCAACAGAGAUGUUGGCUAUGGGAGUUAUACAUCCGGUUUUUGUCAGUCAUGUGGAAGAUGGUCCUUACAGUUUUGCAGUUCAAGUCCAGGACGAAGUGAAAAAUAUCCUCACAGACAUGAUGGCCAACAUCAACAAACUGGAGCCACAGCCAAUCACUUCGCCGCUGAAUCCUGGCUCUAUCUGUCUCGGCCGAUAUUCUCCGGAGAAAAUACUAUGUCGUGCUAUCGUCAUGAACGUGAUGGACGACAAGGUCAAACUCUAUUUCGCAGACUUUGGCAAUUCUGAAAUUCUUCCCUAUUCAGAGAUCUUUCAAAUUCCUCCACAGUUCGUAGUACCCAAGGUUAUGAGUCACCGGUUCACAUUGGCUAACCUUAAGGACAUCCAUUACACAGAAAAGGAGAAGCAGUUGUUCAAGGAUUUGGUUGCCAACAAUCCGAAUCUGACACUGUGCGUCACGCAGCCGGAGGCCAACCCGAUCAAGCAAUACUGUGAGCUCUUCCGCGAGUAUAAGAACAUCAAAACAGUUUUGAGCGAGAAGUCCCAGACGCAACCGAUGCAACUUCGUUAUUCGUCUUUGACACCUCCGAUCAUGGGUUCUCAAGAGAAGGUGUUUGUGUCAUUCGUCCUGAAUCCAGGCAGAUUUUUCGUCCAGUUGGAAAAAAAACAGUUUCUCAUUAAAUCAGAUCAUGAGUUGUGUGGCCACCCACUGCCGAACAGCGCAGAACCUGCUUUGAUCAACAUGCGCGUCGGCGAGCCAUGCUGUGCGCUGUACGAGGACAAUAAAUGGUACCGUGCAGAGAUACUCAAAGUGACCCAAGACAAGGCUUUCAUCAACUUUGUUGACUACGGCAACCACGAAGAGAUUGAGUUUGAGAACCUGAGACAAAUCACUCCUGAGCUGGUCACCACAGUCAAGGCCCAGGCCCUUGUAUGCUGUCUUACAGGUUAUGAGACAAGGUACAAUGUGGAAGAAGAGGUGUGCAACCGGCUGGAAGAGCUGAUACUGGAAAAGAAGAUGAUGAUGCACGUAUUAGACACAACUGAGAGCAAUGUGCUUAUUGUUCAAAUGUUGGACAACAAGAUGCAGGAUAUUGGUACAAUGUUGGAGGUUCGGGCACCACAAUCCCCGAUAUACAAUGAAUACCAGGCUACUACAACGCCCACCUACACUUCUAGACCUCCUGCUGGGGAGGCUGACCCUGGUAGGGAAGGGGCUGCCCAUGGAGACAACUCAUGGGAGGAACGGAAGUACCCUGACUCCAAGGGACCUAGAUUCAGUAAGGGAAGGGACCGAGGCCCACAGGAUCGAAACCAGAGGGAGUGGCAAGCACCCAACAAGUGGCAGCACCGUGAAGACACCAAGAAAUCUUGGAGAUCUCCAGAAAAAAGCGAAACACCUCCAAGAUUCAACAAAGAUGGGUGGCCGUGGAACCGGAAGGGUAUAACAGGGAAGAUUCAGGUGGAAGUGGUAGAUUUAAUAGAGAUGAUAAUAGAACAUACGGAGAACGAGGAGGGAGAUUUAGUGAUGACGAUAAGGGUGGACGAUUUGGCAGAGAUUCAGAAUCUAGAGGCAGUAGAUUCAACAGAGAAGAUGGAGGAGGUAGAUUCAACAGAGAAGAUGGAGGAGGUAGAUUCAACAGAGAAGAUGGAGGAGGUAGAUUCAACAGAGAAGAUGGAGGAGGUAGAUUUAACAGAGAAGAUGGAGGAGGUAGAUUCAACAGAGAAGAUGGAGGAGGUAGAUUUAAUAAGACUGACGAUGACAAACCUUGGAGAAAAAGAGAUGACGAUUCAGCUGAUUGGAGAAGUACUAAAGACAAAAAUGAUGGUGGAAGUUGGAAAGAUAGAGACGGUUUCUAGCGGUUACAAAGGUGGUGACGGUGGGAAAAAUUGGAAAGAUAGAGAGAGUGGUGGUGGAGGCUGGAAUAAAGAUAGAGACAGUUGGAAAGAUGGCGGCGGUGAUCGGAAAAGCAGAUUUGAUAAUGAUGGUGGUUUCAAGAAAGGUGGUUUUAGCCGAGAGUCACCAACGGAAAGAAGCAGUUUCCGGAAACCUUGGGAGAAAGGUAGUGGUGAUUCAUUCCCUAAGCAUUCCCCUAAAUCACAAAAGCCGGAUAGUGUGGGGGGGAUCCCUCCUGUCACUGUCAAGGUUGGUAGCUCUGAAGAUAUCCAGGUAGUCUUCACUACAUCUCCCAUGGAGUUCUAUGUUCAACUGACAAGUUCUUUCGAUGAGCUAAAUGAACUCAUGGAGAAAAUCAAAACCGCUUGUGAAUCUGGGGAAGUGUCAGACAUGAGUUCUGUGGCGGAGAAGGUUGGUUGCCUUGCAAAGUACUCUGAAGACGACUCCUGGUACCGAGGGUAUGUGGAGGAGAAGAGUUUUGACACAGCUAAAGUGCUAUUUGUUGACUACGGCAACAAAGAGGAUGUCUCGUGUGAUAAAAUUAAAGAGCUACCUGAGAGCAUGUGUGUGCUGCCAGUCCAGGCUGUCAAGUGUCGUCUGUAUGCAGUGCCAGAGACAGCAGAGACAGACGCUUUCUCAGCACUUGUGGAUGGGAAAACGCUUAAUGCACAGUUUGUCGCCAAACACUUCCUCACCAAGAGUUUUCAGGUUGUCUUGGUAGAUAACGAAAGUGGGACCAACAUAAACACAACAAUGGGAGCAUCAGAGGAAGAAAUCCAGACAAUCUCCUCCAAGGAGGUGGAAGAGAAUGGCACCGACGAGGCGAGUAACCCCCAGUUUACACACACUGUGUACAUAUUUGGCGACAGUCACGCAAGGGACCAAGCGACACAUCUAAACGCUUCGCUAAAAGGCACAUUAAACGUCAGAUCCACUUGCUGUCCAGGUUGGCCCUUGAAUGAGGUUGUGGAGAAGGCGAUAGCUCGCUUGGAGGAGUUCGCCGCACUCACCUUGCACGAUUUUAUCGUGAUUGUCGGCGGAUCGAACGACACCUCGGAAAUCCACCAGAGGAAGCUGUCCGAACUCUAUGCCCUGUUGUUCAAGUCCCUCCCGAACACCAACAUCAUUGUGUGUGAAACUCCUUUCAGAUUUGACGAGAUCGAGAAAAACACGGAAAUCGCCAAAACUAACAUUAUGGUGUCACAGCUGUGCAGUGCUUAUCCGAACGCAACUUUUCUACCGAUGAUAAAUGCGAUGCAACGGUACCACUUUACAAACCAUGGACUGCACAUGAAGCAGUCAGGAAAGCGGAUUUUAAGUGUGCUUAUUUCUCAGUGUAUCAAGAAAAUACUGUGGCAAAACUACGUGACCAGCUUAAAGCAUUUAGGACAAAUGAACCUGCUGCCACUGCAGUAUGUGGCCGGCACAUCCUUCACCACCCAGAUGACUUGGUACCUCAGUCCUGCGGAAUUCUACCUGCAGCCGAUGGAUACCAACCCUGAAUUCCGUGCAAUGAUGCAGCAGAUGCAAUCACUCGUGAGAACUGGGACCAGCCAGCCGAGCGGCCAACUAAAAAAGGGUGACUAUGUCAUUGCUCGCUUCAAGAGCGACAAGGUUCUCUACAGAGCACUCGUCAAGGAAGCCGGUUAUGCAGUGACAGUCCAGUUUGUGGAUUAUGGCAAUACAGAGUCGGUGGACAACAACAGCGUGUGGGCAAUGGAGCCACAAUUUGCCACCCUUCCAAUACAAGCGUUCAGCUGUUCCUUGGCUGGUGUACAACCUGUUGGAGACUCCUGGCCUGUGGCAAACUCAACAGAGCUGGACCUGCAGUUUGAUGCGGAGACAUUGGAAUGCACCGUGUUACAAAGUACUGAUGAAGAGUCCAAAUACCUCGUGAAGCUGAGCAAGCAAGGCGAGGACCUCGCUCAGAAGAUCAUUGAGGCUGGUUUUGCCAUCGCAAGUUCUGAAGAUGCAGCAUUUGAGCUAGACACCACACUGCUUGUAAACCAGUUGUUGCGUGUGACGCUCUUGAGGCUGGGAGAAGACUACUCGCUCUAUGUACAACCAGCUCCAGAAGAUGCUGAGUUGCUGAGCCUGGAAGCAGAGGCAGGCCAUGGUAUCAAGUGUUGCUUAUCUGCUGUCAGAGAUGAUGCUACAGAUGAAGAAAGAGCACAGUUGGGCCAACUACAAGCUGCUACUGCACUUAUCAUACAUGUAGAUGCAGUACUGCCUGACGGCUUACAAGUGACUGUAUACGACAGUGAAGGGCAGUUGUUGGCUCUCCAAGCCAACGAAACACCUGCUGUGGCCAAGGUCUGCUCCAUGUCAGUUCUCGGGACUAACCAGAAAGUAUGGAUAGCACAUGCAAGUGACAACGGAAUCUUCCUCCACAAAGUUGCGUUUGCAGACUCUCUUUCUCAACUUUUACAGGCUCUUUACGAAUUUUAUAAUGUAUCUGAAAAUGUAGAACUUGAGUGGGCAGAAGGAGAUCUGUGCUGUGCCAAGUCAGUAAAUGAUGAGCAGUGGUACAGAGCUAAAAUUUUGAAAACAGGAGACGAAAUUAAAGUGCAAUAUAUCGAUUAUGGAAAUGAAGAAACCUUGCCGAUUUCUAACCUGCGAAAACUUGAUCCAUCUUUCUAUACUCCUCACACUUUUGCCUUGAAGGUAUCUCUUCAUGUCAGUUGGCUAGUGCCAAUGGAAAAUCUCCUAGAACUCGCAGGAGAGACAGAGUACAAUGCUGUGGUCCUGAAAAGUGAUGCUGGAUGGGUUGUUGAAUUGGUGGAUAGCUCUGGUCAGAGCCUGACAGAAAAGUUGGUUGAGCUCGGUUUUGCAGUUGCGCUCGAAAACUCACCAUUCAAAAGAGUGGUUGAAGGAGGACGAUUUGUGGAAGGAUCCAGUAUACCGAUAUCAGUUUCAUUCAUUGAUUCUCCUCUACAGCUGUGGAUCUUUGUUGGGGACGAUGUUGAACUGGUAGAAGCUCUUCAGGACAGACUGCAAGAAGCUGCUACUAAACUUCCCUCUCUUGAAGAACCGAGUGAUAUUUUUGCAGCAAAAUUUUCAGAUGGGUUAUGGUAUAGAGCUGUUAAACUGAAUGAUUCUUUAGUGAGAUUUAUUGACUAUGGAAAUUCUGAUACAGUAGAUAUGUCUGACAUCAAAGCCUUAUCUGCUGAUUUCCUUGAACACUCAGAGGGAUAUGCUGUGAAAGUGGAACUCCCUGUUGCAGAUUUUACUGAAGAAGCUACAGGGAGACUUGAAGAACUUUUAGUCUCAUCAGAAAUCGGUUCCGAAGAAGAAGUUGUAGCACACAUACUUUCAGUUAAAGAGAAUUCAAUUGUUGCAGAUAUUUUGAAAGGUGGUAAAAGUGUAAUUGACAUUUUGGUUGAGGAAAAAUUAGGUACUCGGUUGCACACUGUAUCUUCAGGUUUUAUUAGCCACAUGAACUCUCUUAAUGACUUUUUCAUACAAGAAGUAGGCUGUGAGGAAAGUUUAAAAACUGUUUCAGAUACCAUGUUAACUGCUGAAAGUUUUGAUCCUGUUUCCCAGAUCAAUGUAGGUGACAUUGUUGCAGCUCUUUACACUGAGGAUGGCUUGUGGUAUCGGGCCAGAGUAACCAAACAUUCUGAUAAUGAGACUGAAGUUCUCUUCAUUGACUAUGGAAAUUCAGCUACAGCCACUGAUUUCAGAGUAUUGCCAUUGGACUUAGCAUCUAGAUCACCUUUGGCUAAACACUGCACUUUACAAAAACCUAAUGGUGUUAUUACAUGGCCUGAAUCAGCAUUUGAGAAGUUUAUAGAAAUAUCUGCCGAUGGCUGUACUCAGUUUGAAUUUAAUUCAUUAGACCAAGAAGAUCCAGCUACUGUAGCUCUAACUUGUGGUGGAAAAUGUGUGUCUGAGGAACUGAAAUUAUUUUGUGAUAUUGUUGUAGAGGAUGCGAAAGUUCUUGACAGUGCAUCCAAUGAAUAUACAGAUUAUGACAAAAUGGUAUACAUUAGUCAUAUCAACAGUGCUUCUGAUUUCUAUGUUCAGUUAGAAGGAGCAGAAGCCGAGUUAGAUAUAUUAAAAAAAGAACUCACUGAUGUUAGUUCAUUUGAAACUUUGGAACAAAUCAAAGAUAAAGAAAAACUUGUUGGAUCAUUGUGCGUUGACGAUGAACAAUGGUACCGUGCCAAGAUAUUAAACACAACAGAAUUGGGUUCAGAAGUGUUAUUUGUGGAUUAUGGAAACUCUGCUAUAGCCACGUCAUUUGUAAAACUACCAGAGACUUUGGAAAUAAAAUCACCUGUAGCAAUUCAUUGUGCUCUUGGAAAGACAAGAUGGCCAGAAGAAGCCACCAACCACCUUGUGGAGUUAAGUGGAGCAGGAAGUGUACCAUUUGCGAUGAAGAUUUUAGAAGAAGGUUAUCCUAAUAUAGUUAGUCUUAUGCUAGAGGGAAAGGUUAUUGAAAAAGAACUUUCUGACCUGUUUGAUCAGCCAUCAACAGAAGAAAAAAAUGAGGUUGAGGAAUUUGUUGAUCCAGAUACACUACCAACUGAAAUUGGAAGCAACAUUGUUCAAUCUAUUGAACUUGUGUAUUUAAUACAUGUCAAUUCACCUAGUGAUUUUUUCCUGCACACAGCUGAAGCUACUCAAUUGGUAGAAGAGAUCAGCGAACGCCUCAUAGCCGCAGAAGAUUUUCCAUCUAUUGAAGAAUCUGCAAUAAGCCAGGGAAAGAUGGUCGCUGCUCAGUUUGACGAAGAUGUCUUGUGGUACAGAGCAAAAGUGAUUGAUCACUCAGAAAACGAGACCAAGGUGCUAUUUAUUGAUUAUGGUAAUACAGCAAAAGUUGCACGUAUGAAAAAUCUCCCUGAAGACUUAUUAGCAACACCUCCACUUGCGAUGCACUGCUCAUUACAGAUGCUGGGAUGCAAAGAGUGGUCCGUAAAAGCUUGUCAAACAUUUAACAAAUUAGCCAAUGGUGAAGGUGUUACCUUUAGCCUGGAAGUUGUAUCAGAAGGAGAACCAAACACAGUUGUACUUUAUCUAAAUGGAGAGUCGGUAGCAGAACAGUUGAUAUUAUUAAGUGGGUUGGUAACAGAAGAAGGUACAGAUAAUGCAGAAGAACCAUUUGAGGCUGCUAGCUUACUAGAUGAAGAUGAACAGAAAGACCUGUAUGUCUCAUCUUCUAAAGAAUGUACUGGUGAAAUAGAGCAGGGUCAGGGAGAUGUGGCUCAUGUGAGUAUGCCUUCAGAUAUUUCAAAAAAAGAUGAAGAGAUUCAUGACAUGAAAAGUUCAGUUGUACAACCACCUAAAAGCCAGGAUAUUCCAUUUGAUAUUUCUGAAGAUAAGAGCAUUAGAAUUGUAGAAAUCAGUCAUUUUAAUAAUACAAAUGAUUUUUAUAUCCAGUUCAAUGAUGACAAAGACAGUUUAAUGCAGAUUGCUGAUGAAAUGUUUGAAGGAGAAAAUUUUGAAAAUAUGCUGGAUUCAGAAGAAAUUUUAGCAGCUAAAUACACAGUGGACAAUUUAUGGUACCGAGCAAAAAUUCUUAACUCAGACAAGCAUGGUUCAUCAGUUUUAUUUGUGGAUUAUGGUAAUGUUGACAUUACAAAUGAAUUUCGAAAAUUGCCAAAUCAUCUUGCUGAAAUAAAACCAUUAGCGAAACAUUGUUGUUUGAAGUCCCCCAGGGGAUACUGGACAGAGAGUACAGAUGAAAAACUGUCAUCCUUGGCAGGCAUAGGUGGUUUCACUUUUGAUAUGAAAGUAGUAGAAGAAGGAGAUCCUUGUGUAGUAGACUUUUUUCUUGAUGGUAACUCAUUGUCACAAAGAUUCUGUGAACAGGAAAUUACGGAAAAACAAGGAGAAAUGGAAAAGAUUAUUUUACAAUCAGUUGAAAACCAAAUAUCUGAAAAUGUAGAGAAAGAUGUGGAGAAAAUCACAGAUGAAUUAAUUUAUAAUGCAGUUAGCUCGGGUAACAGUGAGAUGGUGGCCCCUUUUGCAGAAGAGUCACAAUUAGUUGGCGGUUUGAAGUCCAACCAGUCUGAAGUUCAGACUCCCGAAAUAAAAAAUAAACCGAAUGACGAAAACAAAAAAAAUGUUGAAGAAAUCACGGACGAAAUAGUUUUGAAUGCAGUUACCUCAAGUGAAAGUGAAGCAGAAGAUAAAAAAGUCCACAUUGAUGACUUGAAGAGCAAACGGUAUGAAGAUGUGCCGAUUCAUGAAACAAAACCUACUAAAUAUCUAAAUGAGAAAAAAGAAAUUCUAGACAAGACAAGCCCAAAUAGUUCUAACACAUCAAAUGGUGUUGAUGAAGAAGACUUUGAAGAUUCGAAGAAAAAUAUUGUUACAAAGCAUGUAGAUAAACAGAUGGACAUUAAUGUUACCAAAGAAGAUGUGGAAACCCCAGGUAAUACUUCACCAUCCACUCCUCGGAGGUCAGACAUUGAUGAACACAUUGUUCCCGGCUGUAUCUCAAGUGGAAAGCCUCCUGAGGAAUCAUAAAACCCAUUCCAUAUAUACAUACAAAAAUAUCAAUCCACAUACUAAUAAUCCAAUGUGUUAUUUUGUUUUCAUUAUAACGUUAUUCAUUUUUAACACCAUAUUUAAUUAAAAUGUGUAUGUUUUUUAUGUAUAAAUUAUAUUGCAAUAUGAUGUAGGGUUAGUUUCACAUUAAUCAGUGCUUUUCCUUUAAGGUGUCCUAUAGCUUUAUUCAGAUUUCACUUGCUCAUUCUAAUGUUAUGUAACAGUUAUUUACUUAGAAUACUGUACUUCAAUUUCACAUCAUUUGGGCCUCUUACUUGAAGUACAGUUAUCAUCAUAUGGUAGAUUGGCAGUGUUUGUUCACUGUAGUAAAUUGUCAUAAUAGAAAUUCAAAUGAAACAUACCAGUGAAAUUAUAUAUUAUUAUUAGUUCAUAAGACAUUAGCUAGUUAUGUAAAAAUGUAAAUAUGUUAAAAUUAUGUUCUUGGUUUUUUUUACUCAUGUUCCUUUAUUAUAUUGUUUAUCGGUCCAUUUUCUAUUUGAAUAAGCUUCAAACAAUUUGUUUACUUUCAUAUUUUAAUCUUUAAAAUUAUUGUUGGACAUGAGUGAGUAUUAUUUUUUAUGAUGAUGUAGGUGCUUUAGUGUUAUUUUUGGACUUCUAUCUUGAUUUUUAAAGUCUGUGAUUUGUACAUAGAGUUCCUGAAAUUAACACACCUUUUCAUAUAAAUUGUAACAUUGCAGUAAUUUGUUACUUUUUCAAUAUUUAUUUUUAUUACUAUUAAUGAAAAUUCUAUGGCAGUUUACUAUGUUUUUUAAGUAAUAAAACAAGUUUUCAUAAACA